Messenger RNA from Ectocarpus siliculosus, 1386 nucleotides. Lineage: Eukaryota; Phaeophyceae; Ectocarpales; Ectocarpaceae. The record is from the annotation of a GenBank genome assembly.
AUGAUGGAGGGAGGGAAUGCGCAGGGAGGUGGCAUGUUUGGCAGCAAGGGAGGGCCUGGUUCGAAGCGGCAAAGACUGGCGUUCUGGCAGCUGGCGCUCGCGGCGUCGGCGUUGAUCCUCUUGGGAUUGAAUGUCGGCGCCGUGCUGAACUCCAACUUUCCUUCGACGCCGGAUAAGGCUGCGGAGCGACCAUCGUUCGGCGAGGUCCCUCACAAGAUGGGGGAUGUCGGUGGCGCCGACGGAGGGGGCGGCGGCGGCGGAGGCGCGGUCGGGGGGGGCGGGGGCGAGGGCGAGGGCGAGGGAUCGCCGGCAGCGGGGGAGGGGGCGGUGACGACGGGGGCUAGGCAAGACUCCGGCGAUGACGGGUCGCUACAAGACCCCGAUGGGCUCUGGGGGAAGGACGAAGAGCAGAAGAAAGAGCACCACGAGGGGCAGGACGGCGAGCCGGUGUCAAAGAACGCCGAAGAGUAUUUGGUUAAGGGCAAGGAGGCGCUCCAGGAGAAGACGGGCGCGGUUGAGCAGCACAAGGAGGGCCUGCUUCGGCAGAAGAACCAGCUCGACGCAUACGUGGCGUGGCAUCGACAGCAGGGCUUGGCGCCAUCGCUAGACGAGAUGAUGAGCAUGCCGUCCACGAACGAGCGAUGGGCGGUGGAGGGGAGGACGGGUGGUCUCAAGGGAGCCCCCAAGGUUACCGUCAUCCUCAACCUUUUCAUGCGAGAGGUUUUAACGGAGCAGUUGGACAGCUUGUUCGCGCAGACGACCGCGAGCCACAUCGCCGAGGUGUGGGUUUGCGUGUUCAGCGCGCCCGCCCAGGACUACGCCCUUCGGGUGGUGAAGGAGUCCAAGUACAAGAACGUGCGGCUUGUCGUCAGCGACUUCAACUUCAAGUUCUACGGACGGUUCCAGAUGGCGCUGACGGCGCCGACGGACUUCGUGUGGCUGAUCGACGACGACAUGAUCCCGGGCAACAAGUACCUCGGGCAGCUCAUGCACGCGGCGGGGACCGAACUUCUGGGGAGUUCGCUGCUGGGAAGCAUCGGAAGGGUGCUGCCCAGGCCGGGCCGCGACAUGUCGCUCGUGUCCUACCGGAAGUGGGGUAGCCAUGGAGGGAUGUACAUGCCGGACUACUACUGGGACCAGGAUAGCGCGGUGCCCGUGGACUACCUGUGCAGCCAAUGGUUCCUGCGGCCUGAGUGGCUGCAGCACAUGUGGAGCGAGCGGCCGAUGACCUUCGAGACAGGGGAAGAUUUCCACGUCUCUCACACCAUGCGCAAGUACGCCAACAUCGGCACGUACGUGAUGCCGUUCAACUCCGACGAUGAAGAGACCAAGGGCAGCAAGUUCAGGGGCCUGUCGUUCGUGAACGCGGCCACCAGUAGCAGGUAA